Molecule: messenger RNA, 699 nt
Organism: Juglans regia (Persian walnut)
Lineage: Eukaryota; Viridiplantae; Streptophyta; Magnoliopsida; Fagales; Juglandaceae
Product: calmodulin-2/4-like
Exons: 2
Coding region: 123-542 (139 amino acids)
Molecular function (GO): enzyme regulator activity; calcium ion binding
Source: RefSeq, a predicted model, not a curated record
UUGCAGUUCCAGUUCCACCUCUUCACUCUCUCUUUGUUCUAUUAGAUAUAUUAUAUUAUAUUCUCUACCUUUGAUAAAGGCGAAAGCAAGGAGUGAAUUUUUGAGAAGGGAGGAGAACAAGAAUGGCAGACCAACUCACCUUCAGGUUGCUCAAUAAGGGUAGCGAUGGUUGCAUCACUACCAAGGAGCUUCAGACUGUGAUGAGGUCGGUGGGCCUGAGCCCAAUUGAAGCAGAACUCCAGGACAUGAUCAAUAAGGUCGAUGCCGGUGGCGGCGACAUCAUGAACUUCGCUGUGUUCCUAAACCUCAUGGCCGAGAGGACAAAAGACAUCAACUCAGAUGGGGUACUUAAAGUGGCAUUUCGGGUCUUUGACAAGGAUCAAAAUGGGUUCAUCUCUGCUGCUGAGCUGCGCCAUGUGAUGACCAUUCUCGGGGAGAAGCCCACUGAUGAAGAAGUGGAUGAGAUGAUCAGGGAGGCAGAUGUUGAUGGUGAUGGCCAGAUAAGCUACGAGGAGUUUGUCCUGGUGAUGAUGGCUAAGUGAUCAUUCUGCCUCCAUCAAAAACCCUAAUGAAAAUAAUCUUUUUCUAUAACCCAAAAAAGAAAAGGAGGCAGGGUUGACAGUAUGUAAUGAACCUAGUUGUGAUUACAGUUGUAAUAAUGAAGAUGACAGAAAUGGAGGGAUUAUAGUUGUUGUUGGA